AUGAUUGUAAUGGCCAUAGAAGCGAGUAUGGACAUUGAGUCGGCGACCAACCGCACGAUAUCCGGUUUCGUGGUGAAAAACGCGCAGUUCAUUGCCCCGAUCAGAAUCAGCGAAAGUGCCUUGGACGCCAUCGAAACAGAGGUCCAUCUACGACAAAUCCAAACGGCGGAUGAGAAGAGGCCCUCGUGGUCUGAAGUGACCAUCUUCACCCACCACUCCGAUCACUGGACCGAGUGCUUCCGCACCCAUGUCCAGAUUCAAUAUGAAGAUUCGACAGCUAAGACGCCAGAUCGUGAGACGGAGCAGGAGAAUGAGCAUAUCCGCGACCACGUCCAGCAAAUGCAGGCAACCUGUAGAGAUGGUAUCCCAGCGCCUGCGUUUUACAAGUUCUGCAAGGAGCAUGGUCUCAACUACGGAGAAUCGUUCCAGCUACUUGAAGAGAUUGCCUGGGAUCGCGAGGUAUCUUCAACGGCAUGCAUCAGUAUGUCUAGGUUGCAACCACAAUCACACCGCAGCCCCGUUCAUCCCGCCGUCCUGGAUUCCAUCUUCCACAUGCUCCUGGCACAGACCUCCGGUGGCCUGCAGCGCUCUGACUCUCCCACCAUGGUGCCCAGGCAGCUUACCAAGGCGUGGAUCUCGGCUGCUCCGUGGCAACAGGCGACCUCGUCCGUCCAUCUUGCAUCCCAUGCUCAAAAAGAUGUGUCUACCAGUUCCUCUCCCGGCAUCAGGGGGGUCAUAUACUGCGUCUCUGAUGAGAAGACUCCCCUCUGCAUCAUCGAGAACCUAUCAAUGGUUGAGAUUUCAGGCUCGAUGCAGUCGCAGCACGACCAAACCCCUGAUCGAACGCUGCUCUACAACAUCGCGUGGAAGCCCAAGCUGAGCUUUUUGGGAGCGCGGGACCUCCAGAGUAUACUACAACACAGCUACAAACCUUUUGACGACACAGUCAUGGAGAUUUACUGCCCCAAGAUCACCCACGCUCUCAGAACAGCCGCCGGAAAGGUCCUCAAGAAGGUGUCAGAGUCCCAAAUCCGCCGCGGCCCCGAGCACCUGCGCAAAUUCAGAGACGCACUCAAGUACCAGCACAGCCUGCAAGUACAGGAGGGGAGAAGCAAAGACCUGAGCAACUCUGACCUGGAAUCCCUCCUGGUCGAAUGCGAGACGCAAAACCCAGAGUGGUUCUUCUUCCCGGCCGUCGCCAGAGCCCUCCCGGAGCUUCUGCGCGGGGAGACGGACUCUGUCGAGCUCAUGUUCGCGACGAGGUCGGGCGAGAAGUUUUACGAGAACGUGUUCGCGAGGCACAUGCGGGACGGGCGCCUGCAGGCCUUCCUGGACCUCGCAACGCACGAGAAUCCGGGCAUGAAGAUUCUCGAGGUCGGCGCGGGGACGGGAGGCUUCACCAGCCAGCUCAUGGCGGCUUUCACGGAGUUCGAGGCCAAGACGGGGUCGGCUGCGUUUGAUACGUACACCUUUACUGACAUCUCGGCGUCCUUCUUUGACGGCGCUCGUGGUCGAUUUUCCGACUAUCUGGACCGAAUGGACUUUAGAGUGCUCGAUCUGGAAAAGGAUCCGGAAGAAGCUGGUUUCUCAUCUGCAAGCCAUGAUGUUAUAUUUGCCGGCAGCGUGCUUCAUGCCACCUCGAACCUAACCAGAUCAUUGGCGACCCUGAGGAAGCUCCUCAAGCCAGGAGGGUACCUGGUCAUCCAGGAACCUACCGCGCCGGACAAUGCAUGGGUCAACAUUGGCUUUGGGUCAGUACCGGGCUGGUGGCUCGCUGAGGAAGAUUGGCGCCAGGGGAGUCCUCUCGUCGACAUCGAGGGCUGGGAUAGGCUGCUGCGCGAGACUGGGUUCUCCGGGGUCGAUGUGGCUCUGAAGGAUACUGAGAAUGAAGUUGUCCACUUCAGCAGCGUCCUUCUCUCCAGAGCUACUUCCGAGCCAAUCUCCCAGGAGCAAAACGGGCUCGUCAACGGCCAUGCCGACGACCAAAAAAUAACUAUUCUUCUCAACCAGGACUCCAAGGCUCAACAAGAGCUUGCAGUUGAGCUGGAGAAAUCUUUCACAGUGUCCAAAAUGAUAGAUUUUGCGUCGAUUAGUCAAGAAGAUCUAGCUCUGUCAUCUGAUGUUGUUGUCAGUCUGAUCGAGGUGGGUUCGCCCCGUCUCGUCGACCUGUCCGAGUCGGAGCUCCAAGCGAUCCAGGGUCUGAUCCAAGGCGUAUCAAACAUGCUCUGGAUUUCUGCACCCGUCACCGAAGAUGGCAAGGCCGUCCACGACCCAAGCUUCGCAGCGACAACAGGUCUGCUCCGCGGGCUCCGAAGCGAGUACAGGGACAAGCACAUCGUAUCGCUCUCGGUCGAGUCUCCUACCCCUCAGCCUCUCGCCUCCAUCAUCUCAGAUCUUCUCCGCGACUGCUUCAAAAAGGAAUCUCCUUCAUCGGAUAUUGAGUUUGUCGUUCGGGAUGGGCAAGUCAUCAUUGGGCGCCUAGCCCAAGAAAAGCAGUUCGACGAGGAGCGACUGGCUCGUGUCCAGCCCCAGCUCAGGGAUGAGGCCUGGAAGACUGGACCAGCGCUGAUGCUCACCACCGAAGUCCCGGGAAUGCUGGAGACGCUGCGUUGGGUAGAAGAUACGUCUCGCUGGGACGAUCUGGCUCCAGGCGACGUGGAGAUCGAGGCUACCGUCUGGCCUCUCAGCUUCCGUGACAUCUUCAUUGCUCUCGCGAAACUGGGCAACGAAGGUCUAGGAUUCGAAUGUGGCGGCAUCGUCAGCCGUGUCGGGGCAGAAUGUUCUGGAGAGUUCCAGCCUGGUGAUCGUGUUGUGAUGGGUGUCGUGGGAUCGAUUCGGAGCCAUCCUCGGGCGCCAAAGCAGGUUGUGCAUAAGAUUCCCGACGGCGUGAGUUUGGAAGAUGUCGUGGCUGCCAUGACUCCAGCCAUGACGGCGUGGAAAUCUCUGGUGGACAUUGCCCGAUUGCAGAGUGGCGAGAAGAUCCUGAUUCACUCGGCCGCCGGAGGUACUGGCCAGAUGGCCGUCGAAGUAGCCAAGUCGAUUGGCGCAGAGAUUUUCGCAACAGUCGGCACCGAAGAGAAACGAGAGUUGCUCAAGUCCAAGUUCGGCAUUCCGGACGACCACAUCUUCUACAGUCGCAAUACAUCCUUUGCCCAGGGAAUCCAGCGCGUGACAAAGGGAUACGGCGUCGACGUCGUCCUCAACUCUAUUGCCGGUGACGGUCUAACAGCCAGCUGGGAAUGCAUCGCGCCCUACGGUCGUUUCAUUGAGAUUGGAAAGGCUGACAUUCGAGCAAACUCGUCCCUAUCGAUGGGCCACUUUGCUAAAAAUGCGUCAUUUGCUGCCGUGGACUUGUACCACAUCACACUGACAAAUCAGAGGAUGACUUCUCAGCUUAUGGGCAAAGUGAUUGAGCUUAUUAGCGAAGGAACCAUUCGAGCUCCGCAACCUCUUCACGCCUACUCGCUGUCUGAUACUGAGAAUGCAUUUCGAUACAUGCAAAGUGGGAAGAACACGGGACGAAUCCUUCUUAUAAAAGGAGAUGGCGAUAUUGUUUCGAAACGGAUAGUGCACAAGAGCACUUGGGCAUUUGAUCCAGAUUCAUCCUACGUGGUUGCUGGAGGCCUCGGCGGUCUGGGGCGUUGUAUACUCCAGUGGAUGGCAGACAAAGGCGCCAAGCAUCUCAUCGUGCUCUCUCGAUCCGGUGCUUCCUCCAAGGCGGCCUCGGACGUCGUGGAGACGCUGAGAAGUCGUGGUGUUUCUAUAACAACGCCGCCUUGUGAUGUUUCGUCCCGUGAGAAACUACAGGCCGUGUUGGAAGAAUGCGCAGUUACCAUGCCUCCUAUCAAGGGCUGCAUCAACGCUGCAAUGGCUCUCCAGGAUGCCAUCUUUGAGAACAUGACGCAUGCGCAAUGGAAAACAACCAUCCAAUCCAAGGUCCUGUCAAGCUGGAACCUCCAUGAGCUCCUGCCCCGAGACAUGAACUUUUUCAUCCUGCUGUCUUCGUUGGCAGGCAUAUACGGAACCAUGGCUCAGAGCAACUACUGCUCGGGCUGCACGUACCAAGACGCCCUCGCCCGGAUGCGCCACAACCAAGGCCUCGGCGUCUCCGUCUCCCUCGAUCUUGGCUGGAUGGCAGACGUGGGGAUCAUCAGCGAGCGCGUCGAGUACCAGCGAAACCGCGAGGCCACGUCCGACAUGGCUCCCGUGCAGGGCGCCGACCUCCUGGCCGUCCUCGACCACUACUGCGACCCGGCGCUACCGACGUCCCAGAGUGUUCAAGUGGAAGAGCAGUGCCAGCUGCUUCUCGGUGCCUUGACGCCCCUCGACUUUGAUCUGAAGGCGGGCGAGGAGGCCCCGUCUUCGCUGCAGCGGCCUCUCUUCCAGGGCUUCAAGGUGAUGCAGGAGCGCGCCCAGAGAGUGUCGACGCUCACGGGCGGCGAGGCGGCGCAAAAGGAGGCGCUGACGCCGGCGAUGAAAUUCCACUCGGCCUCGUCGAACAAGGACCGGUGCGAGAUUGUCGUGGACGCGCUCAAGGGCAGGAUCGCGCGGUCACUGGGCGUUGAGCAGGAUGAUGUCGUGGCGGAAAAGACGCUGUCGGACUACGGCGUUGAUUCACUCAUGGCCGUGGAACUGCGCAACUGGAUCCGGAAUGACUUUGGCUCAGCCGUGACGGUCUUUGAUAUCAUGGGCGGUGCGAGCAUCACGGCGGUUGGCGAGUUGGUGGCAGCAAAGGCAGAUGCAGCCGAGGCCGAGGCCGCUUAA
Molecule: messenger RNA, 4764 nt
Organism: Clonostachys solani
Lineage: Eukaryota; Fungi; Ascomycota; Sordariomycetes; Hypocreales; Bionectriaceae
Source: the annotation of a GenBank genome assembly